CUCAACAGCCGCACAGAGACAAGAUGACGAAGCGCACCAAGAAGGUCGGAAUCACGGGUAAAUAUGGUACCAGAUACGGUGCCUCCCUGCGUAAGCAGGUGAAGAAGAUGGAAAUCCAGCAGCAUUCCCGCUACGUCUGCACCUUCUGCGGAAAGAACACCGUCAAGCGCAAGGCUGUUGGUAUCUGGGAGUGCAAGGGUUGCAACAAGACUACCGCCGGUGGUGCCUACACUGUCUCGACACCCGCCGCCGCUGCCACCCGCUCGACCAUCCGUCGUCUCAGAGAAAUCGCGGAGGUUUAAACGUGACCAUGGGAUCA
Messenger RNA from Aspergillus glaucus CBS 516.65, 319 nucleotides. Its product is annotated as 60S ribosomal protein eL43. The transcript has 4 exons. Bases 24 to 302 code for a protein of 92 amino acids. Gene Ontology annotation, cellular component: ribosome. Gene Ontology annotation, biological process: translation. The record is from RefSeq and is a predicted model, not a curated record. Gene Ontology annotation, molecular function: structural constituent of ribosome. NCBI's taxonomy places the organism in Eukaryota, Fungi, Ascomycota, Eurotiomycetes, Eurotiales, Aspergillaceae.